This is a messenger RNA of Echinococcus granulosus, 117 nucleotides long. RefSeq lists its product as hypothetical. The record is from RefSeq and is a predicted model, not a curated record. The coding region runs from base 1 to 117 and encodes 38 amino acids. The transcript is spliced from 2 exons. NCBI's taxonomy places the organism in Eukaryota, Metazoa, Platyhelminthes, Cestoda, Cyclophyllidea, Taeniidae.
AUGGCUAGUUGCGAGGAUGUUGAUGAAUCACGCAGGCUUCGAAUGCAACUGUCAAAAUUCGGCAGCGAAGAGGUGGAAGCUGUCAAUCCUGAUCACUUGCGGCUAUCGUUGCACUAA